GCCUCACCUCCUACGCCAUGGCCAACGAAAGGGAGUACUGGGCGGCGGCCACUGCGGCUUUCUUCGGCGUGACGCUGGAGGACGGCGCCAGCACGGGCGGGAUGAACCGGUGCGGUGCGGCCGUGUGUCCCUCCGUGCGCCUGGCCAGGGAUCACCUCAGGGCGCGAGACCCGGCGCUCUUCGACGUCCUGACCCACGUGCUGGCGAGUAACAAUUCAUCUCUAGAUCCGAGGAUCGCCCGCUGCCCCGCGCAGUCUGCUGUUGGUAAAUAAACUCAACUCAAAGAGAACAUUUAAAUGGGAAGGUUUUUACGUCAUAUUUUAAUAAAAUGUUAUAUUUUAAAAACUAUUUUAAAGUUCAAAAGAGUGAUGUCUUGAAAGGCUAUUUAGUGAGCCGCUUCUCAUAAAAUUUGAUACAUUUCUAAUUGCAGGGAAGCAUUUUGGCGCAUAUGUGAGCAACAGAAAAAGACGCUAGUGGAAAUUUAGUUUCCCUUGACCUGGAUGUCAUUAUACAAAUCAUUUAUUUUUUAGUAAUGUGGAAAACCCUCCACAAACGAAAAUUCAAUCACUCUUAUAUGAUAGUAAAGUUAAGCAUCCCACUAGGGAGGGGGGGGGGGGUUAUGACAAUGUCCCCAAAUUAAUAUUUUAUUUUAUUCGAUAGAGAAGCCAGAAAUGGCUAUAAUCACUUUCAAUUACGUUGUGAUUUUUAUUAUUGAAUCUCUAAAUAUUAUUAAAUAAUUUUAAUAAUUUUAAAAAGAAUAAUUUUAAAAAUAAAACGAAAAUUCAAUCACUUUUAUAUGAUAGUAAAGUUAAGCAUCCCACUAGGGAGGGGGGGGGGUUAUGACAAUGUCCCCAAAUUAAUAUUUUAUUUUAUUCGAUAGAGAAGCCAGAAAUGGCUAUUAUCACUGUCAAUUACGAUGUGAUUUUUAUUAUUGAAUCUCUAAAUAUUAUUGAAUAAUUUUAAUAAGUUUAAAAAGAAUAAUUUUAAAAAUUUUAAGAACAGAAAGAAAAAAAAAUUUCAGCUCAGAAAAACUACAGGAAUAUACAUUUUUCAACCCCGUGUUUUUAACAUUGUAGUUCUGACAGGUCUGGGCCAACAAUUUUAAAAGACAUCUCAAAAUCUUACAUUAAAAUAAUAAACUUUUAAUUAUUGCAAGAAAAUCAGUUAAGAUUUUUUUUAAAUGACAUACCAAGUUACAAAUAGGUUGGUAGUCUUUAUGCUACACAGCUCUGCCAUCACAGAAAGUGGAUCUCUGUACUUGUCUGAGUUCAAUCCUAUUGCAGCCAUGCAUCUCGAAAGAUGCCGAAUCACUGGAUAAAAAUCUGUUUUUAUGUUUUUAUUAAAGAAUUAUUUUUUUUGCUUCAGCAGAAAAUAAAAAUAAUUCUAUUUUAUUAUGUCUUUCAAAUAUUGACACAAAAUUCAGUGUAUUUGAUUGCACUUAAAAAAAAUUCGCCAUGCAAUAAGCAUCCAAAAAAAGUGCUGGGAAACAGUAGAUUUAUAAUGAGUUUGCAUUCCAUUAGACAACUUUUCUAGCUCAUGAAAGAGACUGCAUGUCUUGUGAAUUAAAGCUUACCAGCUCUGUGGGUAUGAAUACGUGUACGAGUCCUUACAGGAGGACCCGAGGCAAGGUCUGUGAAAGAUGGAGAAUUGGAAUGAGGGGAGAGUACCCAGAACAUGAGCAGCAAAUAAGAAAUUUACUUUUGUUAACAAGACCAGUUGUGUCCUCCUACUACGGUACAAAAUUAUGUUGCGCUGACAUUGAACUUAGUAAUCUACUCAAGCAAUAUGUUAUAACCAAUGACCUUGUCAUGAUGACAUUAAGCUUACUCUACUCAAGCAAUAUGUUGUAACCAAUGACCUUGUCAUGAUGACAUUAAGCUUAAUCUACUCAAGCAAUAUGUUGUAACCAAUGACCUUGUCAUGAUGACAUUAAGCUUAAUCUACUCAAGCAAUAUGUUUUAAACAAUGACCUUGUCAUGAUGACAUUAAGCUUAAUCUACUCAAGCAAUAUGUUGUAAACAAUGACCUUGUCAUGCUCACAUUAAGCUUAGUAAUCUACUCAAGCAAUAUGUAACCAAUGACCUUAUAAGUCCUGGUGCUCUCACGCAUUAUACUCACAACGGAGCAUAAUCCACAAUCCCUGUCCUGGGCUAUCUUUGCUAGUUCAGCCUAAUGCCAUAGGUCAUCCACAAUACCUUUCCAUCUGUCCCUGUCCUAGCUUGUUCAGCCCAAAUGUUCUUCAUUCUCUUUACCUCUGCCGCUUAUACCCUCUUCCAUGUGGCUCUUGGUCUUCCUCUUUUCCUGGUUCCUUGGGGAUUCCAAAUUCAGGGCGUAUCCUGAGAUGUUAGUAUUUGGUUUCCUUAAUGUGUGCCCGUAUCCAUCUCCAUUUUCUCUUUUGUAUCUCCGUUUCCACUGGAACACUUGAUGUUCUCCGCCCAAAGGACAGUGUUACAAAUUUUGUCAAACCAUCUUUUUUGAGGAUCCUUGACAAGCAUCUGUUUAUAAAAACCUGCAUUUUUUUAAUGUUUGUUUUUUUUCUCCAAGUUUCAUAGCCGUACCUUGACAUUUGAGCUGAAUAUUUUUGUUAAAUUUGUUUUUGUCAGUAUUUCACUUGAGUUCCAGGUGUUUCGCAGGGCAUUGAAUGCUCCUCUGACUUUUUGGACCCUAGACUUUAUGUCAUCUUUCCCACCAUUUUAUUUAUGAUGCUUCCCCGGUAUGUAAAAGUUUCAACUUCUUCAAGAGACGCUCCUCCCAAGUUAAUCCUAAUGACCAAAUCAUCCACUGCAUUUAUUCUUAAGGUCUUGGUUUUCUCUUUAUUUAUGCUGAGUCCAUCUUGCUGCGAUAUUGAGUCAAGUUUUGUUGUUUUUAUGACAAUGUGAUAAAAGUGCAAUAUCAUCUGCAAAAUCCAAAUGUAUGAAAUGUAUCCACUGGAUUCCAUUUUCGCCAUCCUGUGUUUUUCUCGUGAUCCAGUCAAUGGGUAAAAGAAAGAGGAAUGGUGAGAGCAGAGAUCACUAUCGGACUCAAGACUCCAUAAUAAAUGGGUUUUUUGAGUUCACCUUCUUGCUCACCCUGAAGUCUUUAAACGUUUUCUUAAUUAAGCCAGUUAGAUUUUGAGGAAUACCAUGUCUUACUAGUUUCCAGAGUGUAUCUCUUUCCAAACUAUCAAAUGCCUUUUAGAGGUCAGCUCACAUGCAUAUAUUAGCUUUAGAAAUUAUCUGAAUGCAGAAGUAAACAAUUUUAUUUUCUUCUUUGCUUCUUUUAAAAAUCUUAAUACAGACUGCAAAAUCUAGAUGCCAACAUAAAUCAGAUAAAUAAUAAUGAUAAAAAAACAAAGGAGUCAGUGAUGCCCUUUCUCCACAAAGCUAGUCUUUCCCAAUUUGUUUUGAGAGUUCCCAAUAUAUUUUAAUGAAGAUCAAUUUAAAAAAAUUGUUUAUUUAUUUACUUUUGUAAUGUUCAAAACACAAAGAAAUCUUAACAUUUUUAACAAAAAUGAAAAUAAUUUAUCAUACCUUGGGGGAGGUUUUUUUCCUCAACUGCUUCUCUGUCACAACAGUCUAUCAAUUAAUGGGGUAUAUUUAGUUCUGUUGUGUGAUUGCAGAAUUCUCAAAAACUACAGUCAACUGUACCUUGAAAGCUACUAAAAAAUAUAUAUAUAUAUUAUAAAGCAUGAUUAAAAUACGUAAGUCUUUAAUGUAAAUAACCUUAAAAAUAUGUUAACCUAUUCAAGCAAGUCAUUAAUUUGUAACACUUUGUUUCACUUGAGGUUCUAUGCUACCAUCGUUUUGACAAAUGUCCUUAUGUAUUUAUUUAUAUUUUCUUAAAUUGGUGGGGGGGGGGUGUUGUUAACCAAUUUUUAAAACAUAAUUUUGGGCACCUCAGGAAUUUUCAAACUAUCAAAAAUUCCACCCCCCGGGGGGGGAUAAAAUUGCCUUAAAUUUUGACAUAAUUAAUAAAUGGUUCCAAAAUAUUGAGGCCUAUUCCCCUACCCCUUGAAGUUAGAAGUUAUAUAUAUGUAAGUAAUACGUUUUUUCAUUUUCUUCUCCCUCUUUUUCAGAAUUUGUUUAAUAUUUUAAGUAUAUUUAGGCCUAUACGGUGAAUAACUAUUUCCAGAUAUUUUUUUUUUUUUUUUUGGAGGGGUGGGUAUUUUUUAGGACUGGGCUUUUUUAUAUUAAAUUUCCAUGAACAAUUCAUUAGAUUAUAAGAUUACCUGUUUCAUCUUUUUUUUUUUUAAACCGCUCCACCUCACCCCCACCCCCUUUUUUUCCCCAAAUCUAACGUAUUAGCAGUGUUUAGGGUAUUAAGUUUACCGCCGCAGUAAAUGCAGCCACUUUUGGAGAUAACUUUCCAAGAUAACCCGGAACUUAAAUCUGAAAGUUUAAAUGGCUAUCUGGAAGUCAACAGUGAUCCUGUUGUCAGUCAAUCAACGUUUACAGGCAACACUUUUACAGGAGUCAUACAACUUUCAUUUUCUUUUGCAUUUUAAAAACAUUUAUAAAUUGAGGUAGAAAAUAAUUCUUAAGUGGAAUUGUCGGUUUACACAUAAAUUUUAGUAUGUUUCUAUUAACCACGGUGUCCACUGUUUUACUCUAGUCUUAGUCUUAAUAAUUUUAGACCACGAAAGAGUACCUGAACCUGAGUUUCUUUUUGCCUACCAACUCAUUAAAUAUUUUUUUAUUAUUAAAUCAUUAUUCAUCAUGCUGAUACUCAACUGACUCUUCUGAACUCCGCCCCGAACAACUAAAUAAAUGCCAAAUGGGUGGCCACAUUCUAGAUUCUUUUCUAUUCUUCAGUUUGACUAAUAAAUAAAAUAAAAAUAGUUUAAAUUUAGAUCUAGGCCUAGCUGGCUAAUAAAAAAAAAAUUUAUUAAUGGUAGGAUUUGGUACUAUUAUAUGAAAAUUAAUGAUGCUUUCUUUUACUUAAUACUAAUAAAAUAAUAAGUAAGCUUACUUUAAAUUUGCUUAUUACUGAUACUGAGUUACUCCAACUCAGGCACGGAUAUUACUGAGAAGAAAUGGAAGCAUAAAUUAAUAAACCAUUAAAACAAAAGUUAUACUUAGCUUUGGCCUGGGCCUCAAAAUUAAAAUUAUCAUAAUAAAUUUAUUUUUAAAAAUUUUUUAUUAGGCGGGCCCUAUAAAGUAUUAAAUAACUCAAGGCAAAGUCUAAAGCAGGGGUCCCUGGACCCCUUCAGGGUGUGGCAGGCAGUGUCUGGGGUGUGGGAAGUGACAUAAAAUCAGGUUUAUUUGCAUAAAUAUUUGAUUUUUUUUAUCCAGGAUGCUGGAAAUAUUUUUUUUAAAAUCAAGAUGGGGAGCCAGAAAUGUUUUGAAAUCAAAAUUAAGGGGGGGGGGGGGUUGGUUGGAUUGCACUGCGAAACUUUAAGAACCCUAGUUUAAAGAUUGCAUAAUAUGUUACUUAUUUUGGCAGUCUUCUUGUGCUAAUGAGGCACUAUAUCGAUUGCACAAAUACUAAAUUAUUAUGGUCCUCACCUGAAGCAAGUUGAUUAAAGAGUUGAUUUAAAAGAUCCAAAUUUGUUUCUUUUUACAUAUCAGUUGCAGAUCAGUUGGGACAAGAAUGAAUUCCUUGGAUGUUGUAGUGGCCAAAUUGAAAAAGCUAGCACCACUUUCUUUGGCAGGUAAAAUCAUUUUAUUCAGGCAGUGUUGUGGUUUCUGGCUGUUUAGAUUAUUGUUAGAGAAAAGCACUAAAUUAAUGCAUGCUUUAAGACAUUGAGAGAUCAAAAUUUUAGGUCCCUAAUAGCCAUCCCGCCUUAUAAACCUUUGUUACAUUGAACCCAAAUCAAUUCGUGAAAUCACUUUUUAAAAGAGCUUUCUAAAAGUAAUUCUUUGAUGAAAAAAAUCCACGUCCACACAAGUUAAAACUUCUAACUUCAAUUUUCUUAGAUAUAUCAUUCUCAUAACAUUGCGUCCACAUUUUAUUCUGUUCAGGCAGCUGGGACAAUGUGGGACUUUUAGUAGAGCCAUCACCACCCAAAUACAUCAGUAAGAUCAUGCUAACCAAUGAUCUGACAACCGCUGUUAUGGAGGAGGCUAAAGAUAAAACAGUGGAUCUCAUCAUCUCAUACCAUCCACCAAUAUUUGCUCCUUUGAAGCGUCUCACACAGAGCUCAUGGAAACAGAGGCUGGUUGUGGAAUGCAUUGAGAAUCGAAUCGCAUUGUUCUCACCUCAUACAUCUCAUGAUGCACUAGAGGGGGGUGUCAAUGACUGGCUUUUAUCAGCCUUUGGUAAGCAUGGUAAAUAUAAUUGUUCCGCACUGAUUACCAGAGUCUUGUCAUGUUACUGACAUCAUUGCGUGCCAUUUUUAUUUUCAGCUCUCUCCAGAGACACAUUAAAAACAUAUCACUCCAGUCUCAAUAGUUUUCCUGGGGGAAUUAGGGGGGGGGGGGGCGAGAGAAUUUUGAUGUUGUUUCCCCUUAAAGCAACAAGAUAUAGCUAACGGUUGUAACCUGCUCUAGUUAACCUCUACAACUGGUUUGAAUUUUUUAAGUCAGAAUAGCCGUCACAAGCAUUCUAUUAAGUUGUUUCUUUUAGACUUUAUUAUUGUAUUUUACUUUCUUUUACUUUUUUUUUUUUCUACGAAAGCCAUAAACCAAAUUAAAAUUGUCAGUAAAGAUAAUUUUUGAAACAGCUAUAAAAAAUUUGAUUAAUGUUAAAAUGUCAUUCUCAUUUUGAAAAAAUUUAUGAUAGUAAAUACUUACUUCCUGUAGAGGUCAAGAAGGAUUCUGUCAGGCCUGUGGAUUUUAAUGAAGAGUUCCCAGAAGGCCUGACACAUGUUUUGGAGGUUGAUUUUGAGCCAUCAAAGUUAAAAGAGAUAAGAGAUCAGGUUCUAGUCUCACAACUUUCACCCGACUCCCGUCUCAGGAAAAAUAAAGAUGCUUUCGUUUUCCAUUCUGUCAAAAUUGGAUCGUGAGUCAAGUCUUAACAAGUCUGAGUUGUUGCUUUUAAGGUUUAUAAUUUUUAGAUUAACUGUUUGGGUUAUUUUGCAGAGUAUGUAAAAAAAAAAAAAAAUUAUGAGUUUUAAUGAAUACACUCACAAUUUUUAAAAAUAUUUUACCUAUAAAAAUUAGAAUUAUAAUGUGUUUUACGGCUAAACUACUGCAGUAGUUACAAAUUAUAAUUUUUUUAAAUUUUCAAAUAUAGAUAUAAAACAUAAAUUUAAUCGGAAAGAAUUGAAGAUGUAAAUUUUUUUGAGUUUUUGCCUUCAGUACAUCAGCCGGCGAAACAUGCAGACUGCAAGUGGAGUGUAACAAGUCAGAACUGACAGAUAUGCUAAAAGGACUGACUUCUAGCAAGCAACAAGAACACUUCAGUGUGAAACAUCUAUCUAAGGUUUGGUGCUGGUCUUUAUUUCUGUUAUAAUUUUUCUAUCACAUUACCUCGAUUCUUUGAAUCUUAGUCUAAAAAAUAAUUGUUUGCAAAUCAGUAUAUUGCUUCAUGCGUUAUUAUUAUUUAUUUCGACAAUUACGUUUACUCAAAUUUAAUAAUAAUAUCAGAAGUUUAUGCCUCAUAUUUUAUUAAUAUUUUGUCAAAGAUUUGUAGAUUCUUAUAUUAUAACUUAUAAGAAGAAAGUUGGCUGAAGUUACAUUACAAUGAAUAAAAUCUGGCUUAAGAUUUGGUUCCCUGAAGUUUUUAUACCAGCUUUCUUAUUUUAAUAAGUUGCUCUUCAAUAAAACAAAGUUGUUUAUUUGUGUAGAAAAUAUCUGGGUCAUUUAAAAACUAUCAAGUCUUUUUUAAAAAUACUUUAUUUGGAUGUGAAACAAUGCUUAAUAUAACACUGUUAAGUAAUAGAAAACUAAACUGCACAAUUUGUCUUAUUAAUAGAGGGCAGUCAUAUUAUUUGCACUAAUGGUUUAUAUCUCCUGUCUGAAUGGUCAUCGAAAUAAUGCCUUUUCAAUUUAAUCUAAUGGGUUUCAGGUACCGAAACAUGCAACAGGAAUGGGUAGACAAGCUGAGUUGUCUCUCCCUAUUCCUUUGUCAGUUGCUGUAGAGAAGAUCAAGAGUCACUUGAAUAUCCAAUAUGUCAGUUUAGCCAAGGCACAAGGUGAGAGUGAAACCAAACUAUUUCUGUUCAGAUUCACAAUUGAUUUAUUAUUUGAACUGUAUACUGUAUGUAACAGAGAGAGAGUUUGCAGGCUGCACAUCAAUAAAGCAUUGAUCAGUACAAAAAAAUGUCUGCAAGUGCAGGUUGCAAAUCUUUCAGGACUUGUACGAGUAUCUGUACCUAAUAAUAAACAACUAGCCAAGAUGUUUACAGAGCUAUGUGAAAGCUUGAAAGGAAAAAAACAGGGAAAUUAAAAGUUCAGCUAUCAACAGCUCCUUCUUCGGCAGACAAAACAAGAGCAGGAAUGGGAAAUUCAAAGGCUUAUCAUGUCGAAAGCGAUCAUAAUAUAUUAGAAAUGGAAGUUAAGUUGUCUAAAACCAAAGAGAUUGCCAGAAGUAAAAGAAUUUAGGUAUUUUUGGUGAAAUUCUAAGAUGUUUUGAAAAUUUCUAGUGGAAAAACAUGGGGGCAGAAAUGGAGUGGGUUAAACUUAAUAAAAGAAAUUUGUUAAUUUUCCUCAUGAGUUUAUAAGUAUAAGUAAUUUCAUUUAAAAAAAUUUUAGAACUCGAAAUUUAAUGUUUGCUUAUGUAAAGUUACUGAUUGCUUAUGUACAGUUACUGAUUGAAUGCUUAUGUACAGCUAAUCCUUGUUGUUUCCUCCUUACACUAACUCAUAGGCAAAGAGGAGGAAGAGAUUCAGUUCAUAGCAGUGUGUGCAGGGUCUGGUUCUAGUGUGCUUCAGUCUGUCGCCUGUGACCUGCUGGUGACGGGGGAGAUGUCCCACCAUGAAGUGCUGGAUGCUGUCCACCGGGGCUGCAAUGUUGUUCUGUGUCACCACAGCAACACGGAGAGGGGAUAUCUGGUGCACUUGUGCAAAAAACUGAUCAACACUUUAGGAAAUUCUAUAGAUAUUUUUGUAUCUGAAACAGAUCGAGAUCCACUGGAAGUGGUUUGAUCAAAGAUUGUUCAUUUUUACUUCAAGUUUUAAGUCUAGAAUCUUUUCUCCCUAUAGAAAUAUGAUCUGGAAGAUUUAUGAAGAAAACUCUGUCAGACUAAAUUCUUUGAAUAAAUGUGUAUGCAAAAAUUAAUAGUGAAAACAAUCAACAACUUCAGAGCUAACUGUCCACUAGGGUUACUGGAAAUUUGUUUGAAAGAAAUUUCGUCGACGGAAAAUUGAUCGACAGAUCAAAUAUCCGUAUACGGUCCAAUAGUCAUCACUUAGUUUCAGUGGGAAAACAAGGAAGGAAAGAAGAUUACAAUAAAAAAAGUAUUUAUGACGUAAUCUUAAGGGUUAUUAGUUCAAAGUUUUGGAAAAUAGUGGUAUUUAUACAUCUUGCCAAUCGAAUAAAAUUAAUACAUUUUCAAAAUGCUACCUAAAAUUCCAUUCCACCAGACAUAGUCAUUUUUUAUGAAGGACUAAUCUCAAACUUACAAAUUUAAGACCUAAUGUCAUCUGUAUUGAAUUUAUGGCAUAUACCAGCAGGUUUCCACAGCUAAUGUAUCACACACAGUAGGCAAAGGCUUUAUAUGAUUUGAAAAUUCAGUCUUAGUGACUUUCUAUGUUUUCAAAUGGAGUAUAAAUGGAGAAUUUUUUUUAUUAUUUUAUUAUAGAACAAAAACAAAUUAAAACCAUGUGCCUUGUGAUGAUAAAAAUAUUUAAUGGUCCUUUUUUUAAAAAAUUAUAAUGUGACAUAUUAAACUUAAACUGAACUGCUUUGUGUAUAAUGUCUAGCGAUUUCUCUCCAUAUCAUCCAAAAGGUUAGUAAUAUUAUGUACCUUUCUGCUAAUCAUGUAUUUUCUUUAGAUGUACCGUACAAAUUAUUAUAUUUUGGCUGCCAUAGUGAAGUUGUUUGCACACAUCAAUAUUGUCCAAAAUACAGAUGAAUGACUCUACUAACUCCAAUAUUUCUAGAUAUAUCCUCAGGUUUUAAAUUUGCAUGCAUGACUUUUUAAGUAAGCCAGUAAUAUAUGACUUCAAGACCCUGCAGCUAAGGCUUCAAGUUGCUUAUAAAUUAUUGUUGCUUAUAUUGAACUUUAGUUGUUUUAUAUUGUUGUUUUUUUUCCCCAACAUUUUCUACAGUUAACAGUUUUUUGUUAGCUCAUGCUCAAAUAUGAAUUUUUGAAUUAUUUACGAUAUGUGUGAGGAGGCAAAUAUCUCUCUCAGACUGGAAUACACUAUUUCUGCUUUAAUUUAAAUGGUUUGCGUUGCCCCUCCUUUUAUUUCAUUGUACUGAAGUGGACCCUUAUAAUAAAAGUUAGAACGCAAUCUUCGUAGCAUGAGGAGGGUUGAGGAGGGCAUUUUUCAAUUAAACAGUCUUAAAUUCAAAUAAACUUUUUUGUUAUAGAUCAGGCCUGCACAACUCAAAAUGUAAAGUAGGCCAUAAUACUUUAUGAAAAACUUGUGCGGGCCGUAAUACUUAAUGAUAAGCUUGCGUGGGCCGAAAGAUGAUCGGACAGUUAUUAAGAAAAUAGUAAUAAAGAAUAUUUCGUUACUACGCUGGCUGCCAAGUGGGUACUGGCAGGCCACAUGGGGCUCGCAUGUUGUGUUAUAUAUAAUUAGUACGUCUGGCAAUGCUGCCCAGUUAAUAGUUCAAUUAAUACCUGCCUUUUUUUUUUAAACACUGCCAUGCUUGACCUAAUUUGUCAAUUAUUUGUUAGUAAAACCGACUUUAAAUAUGUUUUGUUCUUUAAUUUCCCUUUGAGAAUACUACUUUGAAUGAUACGGAGACCUUUUUUUUUUCUAACAAAAAACAGUGAUAUCUUAAUUAAAAUAGAACAAAAGAAAUUAGUUUAGGAGAUCCACUUAUAGCAACAUAAUGAGGCGGAUUGAAGAAAGGAAUUUGUGAUCUGAACUAUCAGUAGGCCUACAUUGUUUUUAAACAGUUAUGAUGAUUGUGAAUGCAGGUAGCCUCAAGUGCUAUAGAAAAGGGAGAAACUGCUGUUACAAAAUACCGAAGCCUUUCGGCGAGCUGCCAUGUAAUGACUUCAAUAUUAGUUAAAUUUUUUUAAAUUGCGUUGUAUUUCUUAUAUCUACUGUUUUUAAUAUAUUUGGUUUGUGUUUAAAGGAAUUUUCACUUGCUGUGUGUUCAUUUGAAUAUUCGUUUUGUAUGUUUGGAAGAUUAUUUAUUGCAAGGAUUGUUGAAUGAUUUGAAUAAAAAUAAUAGCAAUGGAUCUCUAAGGAUCUCCUCUUAAACCUAAUUGCCAUCCUCCACCCAUCAACCUUACAUAUCACUAUAGUUUGCUUGCGCCAUCAACUCUCAAUAUCUUACUUUAGUCUCACUGAAUCAUUUAGUGUCACUAGUUAUGGUAGUGCCAGUUUGCAGAUAGUUGCCUCCAUUUUUUAAUGCCAUAAGGGCCAUACGAUAUUUCCAGUUUAAAUUCAUUAAGGAAAUGUUCCUGUUUCUAUUAUAUUUCUGUGCAAUCAAAAAUAAAUGUUCUAUAACAGGAAGAUAUGAAAUAGGGUAAAUGGUGUGGGCUAAAAUAAGACAAUGCCCAACAGUCAUGGAUAAAACAAUGUCUAACAGUCUAGGAAUCAACUGAACUUUGAAAAAAAGAAAGAUCUGGAUUUAAUAGACUCCAUACUUAAACACAUCUUUUAUUGCCUUUAAGUCUUUUUUUUCCCAUUGUUAAUUCUGUCAUAAAAAAAAGAUUUAAUCCUAGGGACUCUAUUCUUUACAAAAAAUUGUAUGUCUAGCUCAUUCAAUUACCCCUUAAUUCUUAUGCUAGUUUUCCAUCAGGGGCUCUUAAGUCAAAAGAUUAAUGUCUUCUUCAUUAUGAAAUAUAACGAUUACAUAUAACAAUGUGCUAUAAGUGUGAGGUCAAAUUUUGUAAAUGAAAUAAAUUGCUAAUAAAUUUUUAUAAUAAUUAAC
Molecule: messenger RNA, 11918 nt
Organism: Lymnaea stagnalis (great pond snail)
Lineage: Eukaryota; Metazoa; Mollusca; Gastropoda; Lymnaeidae
Source: the annotation of a GenBank genome assembly